Chaetura pelagica (chimney swift) is the source of this 2376-nucleotide messenger RNA. RefSeq names its product lysyl oxidase-like 2 (gene LOXL2). Gene Ontology annotation, biological process: peptidyl-lysine oxidation. Gene Ontology annotation, cellular component: membrane. The record is from RefSeq and is a predicted model, not a curated record. NCBI's taxonomy places the organism in Eukaryota, Metazoa, Chordata, Aves, Apodiformes, Apodidae. Gene Ontology annotation, molecular function: protein-lysine 6-oxidase activity; copper ion binding.
AUGGCCCCAUUCCUGGUUUUCACCCAGAACCACUGCUGGAUCCUGCUGUUGUCCAUCUCCCUGAGCCUUGCCCAGUAUGAACACUGGCCCUACCUCCCCGAGCCACCCCCCCAGGUGUACCAGCCCCCUGAGAGAGCAGCCAAUGUCCCCAAGAUCCAGCUGCGCCUGGCGGGGCAGAAGAGGAAGCACAACGAGGGCAGGGUGGAGGUUUUCUACAGUGGGGAGUGGGGCACCAUCUGUGAUGAUGACUUCUCCAUCCAUGCUGCACACGUGGUCUGCAGGGAGCUGGGCUACGUGGAGGCAGUUUCCUGGCUGCCAAGCUCCAAGUAUGGGAAAGGAGAAGGGAAGAUUUGGAUGGACAAUGUCCACUGCAAUGGCAAGGAGAGCACCCUGGCAGCUUGUACUUCCAAUGGCUGGGGAGUGAGUGACUGCAAGCACAGUGAGGACGUGGGGGUGGUCUGCAGUGAGAAGAGGAUCCCUGGCUUCAAGUUUGACAACUCCUUGCUCAACCAGAUAGAGAACAUGAACAUCCAGGUGGAGGACAUCAGGAUCAGGGCCAUCCUGGCCACCUACCGCAAGCGCGUCCCGGUCACCGAGGGCUACGUGGAGGUGAAGGAUGAAGGCACCUGGAAGCAGAUCUGUGACAAGCACUGGACCAUGAAAAAUUCCCGUGUGGUCUGUGGCAUGUUUGGGUUCCCCAGUGAGAGGAAAUACAACACCAAUGUCUACAAGAUGUUUGCCAGCAGAAGGAAGCAGCACUACUGGCCUUACUCCAUGGACUGCAGUGGGAAUGAAGCUCACAUCUCCAGCUGCAAACUGGGCAACCACCUGCACGUGGACGCGGGGAAGAACUCCACGUGUGCCAGCGGGAUGCCAGCCGUGGUCAGCUGUGUCCCUGGCCGUGCCUUUGCCCCCAGCAGCCACACUGGCUUCCGAAAAGCCUUCAGGCAGGAGCAACCACUGGUGAGGCUGAAAGGAGGAGCCAACACUGGGGAAGGACGAGUUGAAGUGCUGAAAAAUGGGGAGUGGGGGACAGUUUGUGAUGACAACUGGAACCUGGUGUCAGCCAGCGUGGUGUGCAGGGAGCUGGGCUUUGGCAGCGCCAAGGAGGCCAUCACAGGAGCAAGGCUUGGGCAAGGAAUGGGUCCAAUUCACCUGAAUGAAAUUGACUGCACAGGCUUUGAGAAAUCAGUCACAGACUGCAAGUUCAACACGGAGUCCCAGGGCUGCAACCACGAGGAAGAUGCUGCUGUGAGAUGCAACGUCCCAGCCAUGGGUUUCCAGAACCAGCUGCGUCUGAGCGGCGGCCGCAGCCCCUUCGAGGGGCGGGUGGAGGUGCUGGCUGAACGCAACGGGUCCCUGGGCUGGGGCACUGUCUGCAGCCAGGGCUGGAGCACCGUGGAGGCCAUGGUGGUGUGUAGGCAGCUGGAGCUGGGCUUUGCCAGCCAUGCCUUCCAGGAAACCUGGUACUGGCACGGGGACGUCAGCGCCGACGACGUGGUGAUGAGCGGGGUGAAGUGCUCGGGGACAGAGAUGUCCCUGUCCCACUGCAGGCACGACGGGCCCCGCGUCUCCUGCCCCCGCGGGGGCGGCCGCUUCGGGGCGGGGGUGUCCUGCUCGGAGACUGCCCCCGACCUGGUGCUGAACGCGGAGCUGGUGGAGCAGACAGCCUACCUGGAGGACCGGCCCAUGUUCAUGCUGCAGUGUGCCCUGGAGGAGAACUGCUUGGCCAGCUCUGCCACCAACACCUCCCUGACCUCGGGCUACCGCCGCCUCCUCCGCUUCUCCUCCCAGAUCCACAACAACGGCCAGUCCGACUUCCCGCCCCGCAACCGCCGCGCCGGGGUCUGGCCCGACUGCCCCAGGCAUUACCACAGCAUGGAGGUUUUUACCCACUAUGAUCUCCUGAACCUCAAUGGGACCAAGGUGGCUGAAGGACACAAAGCCAGCUUCUGCCUGGAAGACACAGAAUGUGAACCAGAUGUCCAAAAACAGUACGAAUGUGCCAAUUUUGGAGAGCAAGGGAUCACAGUGGGAUGCUGGGAUGUCUAUCGGCACGACAUCGACUGCCAGUGGAUCGACAUCACUGAUGUCCCACCAGGGGAUUAUCUCUUCCAGGUUGUCAUCAACCCAAACUAUGAGGUUGCUGAGUCUGAUUAUUCCAACAACGUGAUGAAGUGCAGGAGCCGGUACGACGGGCAGCGCAUCUGGAUGUACAACUGCCACAUAGGUGGCUCUUUCAGUGAGGAGACAGAGCAGAAGUUUGAUCACUUCAGUGGACUCACAAAUAACAAGGUGUCCACCCGAUAGAAGAGCCUCCCACCCCACUAUUUAAAGAAGCAAAGUUCCUGCUUCGGUGAUUCCCCUCAACCACUG